Messenger RNA from Dunckerocampus dactyliophorus (ringed pipefish), 4556 nucleotides. It is a transcript of the gene chrnb2, whose product is annotated as cholinergic receptor, nicotinic, beta 2. Gene Ontology annotation, molecular function: acetylcholine-gated monoatomic cation-selective channel activity; transmembrane signaling receptor activity. The coding region runs from base 277 to 1941 and encodes 554 amino acids. Gene Ontology annotation, cellular component: postsynaptic membrane; neuron projection; synapse. Gene Ontology annotation, biological process: monoatomic ion transmembrane transport; chemical synaptic transmission; signal transduction. The record is from RefSeq and is a predicted model, not a curated record. The transcript is spliced from 6 exons. Lineage: Eukaryota; Metazoa; Chordata; Actinopteri; Syngnathiformes; Syngnathidae.
AAUCCUCCCCGUUCGCCACUCCUCCGCAGACUACCUCCCUCCCUUCAUCCCUUCAUCCCUCGCUCCCUCCCCACUCUUCGCUGGAGCGCGGCCCGGCUCGGAGCUCACCUGGACCCUUUGCGAGACAUUCCCACUCGUGGACGCGCGGCGGAGAGACGGAGGGCCAUGACGUCACGGUGCCAGGUAGACGCUAAAGGGAGGUUCGGGUCGUGAGGAAGAAGAGCAGGGAGGAGGAGGAAUCUCCGCGGUCCUGGUUGUGCACCUUUCGGGCUCGGGAUGAUGCGGAUGGUGAUGAUGGAGGAGGGCUGGCUGCUGAUGCUGCUGCUGGCGCUGCUCGCCAUUGCGGGAGGCAGCCUCGGGGCCGACACGGAGGAGCGACUGGUGGAACAUCUCCUAAAUCCCGCCCACUACAACAAACUGAUCCGUCCUGCCACCAACGGCUCGGAGCUGGUAACUGUGCAACUGAUGGUGUCGCUGGCCCAACUCAUCAGUGUGCAUGAACGAGAGCAGGUGAUGACCACAAAUGUCUGGCUGACACAGGAGUGGCAGGACUAUCGCCUGACUUGGGUCCCGGAGGAGUUUGACGGCAUGAUGAAGGUCAGGCUGCCCUCCAAACACAUCUGGCUGCCCGACGUGGUGCUCUACAACAAUGCUGACGGAGUGUACGAGGUGUCCUUCUACUCCAAUGCGGUGGUCUCCUACGACGGGAGCAUCUUCUGGUUACCGCCGGCCAUCUACAAGUCGGCCUGCAAGAUUGAGGUCAAACAUUUCCCCUUCGACCAGCAGAACUGCACACUGCGUUUCCGCUCGUGGACCUAUGACCGCACCGAAAUCGAUCUGGUGCUCCGCGCUGACGUCGCCAGCAUGGACGACUUUACGCCCAGUGGCGAGUGGGAUAUCAUCGCACUGCCGGGUCGGCGGAACGAGAACCCUGCGGACCCCGCCUACGUGGACAUCACGUACGACUUCAUCAUCCGCCGCAAGCCGCUUUUUUACACCAUCAACCUCAUCAUCCCCUGCGUGCUCAUCACCUCCUUGGCCAUCCUGGUCUUCUACCUGCCAUCUGACUGUGGCGAGAAGAUGACGCUGUGUAUCUCCGUGCUUCUGGCACUCACUGUCUUCCUGCUGCUUAUCUCCAAGAUCGUCCCGCCCACCUCCCUUGACGUCCCCCUGGUGGGGAAGUAUCUGAUGUUCACCAUGGUACUGGUCACCUUCUCCAUCGUCACCAGCGUGUGCGUGCUCAACGUGCACCACCGUUCACCCACCACACACACCAUGCCUCCUUGGGUCAAGGUGGUCUUCCUCAACAAGUUGCCCGCCUUGCUCUUCAUGCGCCAGCCCAGGAACAGCUGCGAGCGACAGCGGCUGCGCCAACGGCGGAGAGCCCAGGAGCAGAAGGAGGGUGGGCGCGGAGGGGAGGCAGGGGCCCUCAUGGUGGGGCUCGGGUUGGGUGGUGGCAACAGCGGUGGUGGUGGAACCUCAGGGGGGACCACAACAACAGGAGUGUUCAACAAAGAGGACAGUGACCCUUGUACCUGCUAUGUGAACAGAGCGUCUGUCAAACAAUUUGGAGGCGAUCUGGGUGCAGGUGGGGGGUCCAUGGAUGGUCUGAACAGGGUGAGAGAGAGUCGAGAGGGCGGCUCUGGGAACCUGCAACGAGGGAAGCAAGCCGCAGGAGGUCAGGCUCUCACUCAGGCCAUCCUGGCUCAAGCCUGCCCGGGCUUUGAGGAGGCUGUGGAAGGAGUGCGCUUCAUCGCCAACCACAUGAAAAGUGAAGAUGAUGACCAGAGCGUGAGCGAGGACUGGAAGUAUGUCGCCAUGGUGAUCGACCGCCUCUUCCUUUGGAUCUUUGUGUUCGUGUGCGUGUUCGGCACGAUGGGCAUGUUCCUGCAGCCGCUCUUCCAGAAUUACACAGCCAAGAGCAUCCACAUGCCGGGCUGAGCGGCGUCUCACUGCACACACACACACACACACACACACAUACAUACACACGCACAUACACACAUGACGAGCACGCUGAUGGGACAGCGCCCUGACCCGCCCCUCCACCCCUUGAGUCAGAGGUGUAAGGGGGCUUUUUUUGGAUCUAUGGGACUGGAAGGGAACAGCAAGUGAGCCCCGUUUCUAGGAACUUUUUUCGCAGCUUGUUUUUGUCUCGUAAGAGGAAUGGAGGUUGUACUCUUAACCUUAGCGGGCUGACCCUCCCUGCUCGCUCCUCCCGCCCCGCCUCCCCAGACCGCCGUCAGUAAGGAGAGAGGUUGAAAUCAUAAGACUUCCGUUCUGUUUUGGAAUGACUCCCCCAUGAAGUGACUAGCAAAUACUGUAUUUAAGAAGAAGCUCAAGCCAGAUUGAAUGUGAGAGAGAAAUCAAGACAAGACGAGAAGAUCAGAACCUUCCAACAUGAGAAUCAGACCUCCUGAUGAUGAUCAUUGUUAUGAUGAUGAAUGGACCUGCAUUACUCCCAAGAGGAGUUAGAUGUACAUGGAAUCACAUGAGAAUGAGCUUCUAUGUGUAAAGAAAUAAUGUAGGUCCACUGAUGUUUUAUUUCCCAUCGUUGCUGAUCUCAAUGUCCUCUUGCCCUCUUUCCUUACUACCUUCACUUGCAUGGUUUUUCUCCUCUCUUUUUCCUUUCCUGGUCUCUUCUUUGUCUUUCUACUUUCUACCAUGACUAUUGUUUCCUUUCUCGCCUCUCUUUUCCUCCUCGUACUUUUCUUGCAGUGCCUCUUUUCCUUAUUUUGCUUCCCUUGUCUCCUUCUUUCGACAGUUCCUUCCCCCGUUUUCCUCAUUUUCCUUAUCUUGCCAUGUUGCUCUUUUCCUCGCCUUUGUAGCCUCGACACCGUUUUCCUCCUUUUCCUUUCCUUUCCUUUUCUUGCCUUCUUCCCUCAUUUUUCUUUUCCUUGCCUCCCUCUUCCUGCUUUCCUUAUCUUGCCAUGUUCUAUUCCUCGCCUUCCUUUCCUUUCCUCAUCGCUUUCUUUGCCUGUUUUCCUUGUUUUCCUUUCAGUUCCCUGCCUGAUUUCCUCGUUUUCUUUUCCUUCCCUCCCUUUUCCUCUUUUCUUUCCGUUCUCAUUAUCUUGCCAUUUUCUUUUCCUCAACUUCCUUUCCUUUUCUUGCCUGUUUUCUUGUCUUUUUCCUGCCGGUUUUCCUCGUUUUCUUUUCCUUGCUUCCUUCUUUUCUUACUGCCCUUCCUUGUUUCCCUUAUCUUGCCAUGUUGCUCUUUUUGUCGCUUUCCUUUCCUUUCCUUGCAUGUUUUCCUAAGUUUCUUGUCUUUUUCCUGCUGCCUAAAUUUCCUUGUUUUCUUUUCCUUGCCUCCCUUUUCCUCCUUUCCUUUCUUGUUUUCUUUAUCUUGCCAUGUACUUUUCCUCACCUUCCUUUCCUUUUCUUUUUCUUGUCUGUUUUCCUCAUUUUCUUUUCCUUGCCUCCCUUUUUUUUACGCCCCUUCCUUGUUUUCCUUAUCUUGCCAUGUUGUUCUUUUUCUCGCUUUCCUUUCCUUUUCUUGCAUGUUCUCCUAAUUUUCCUGUCUGUUUCCUGCCUGAUUUUCGCGUUUUCUUUUCCUCCUUUCCUUUCUUGUUUUCCUUAUCUUGCCAUGUUGCUCUUUUCCUCGCCUUCCUUUCCUGUCCUCGAUGCUGUUUUCCUGUUCUUGCCUGUUUUCCGCUCUUCCUUCCCUUUCGUCUCUUUGUCUUCUUUUUCUGUUUUCUCCUCACCUUUCCUUUUCCUUUGUAUCUUCUCCUCUUUUUCGUUUCAUUGACUCGUCUUGCCUUUUUUGUUUUUCUCCAACUUUCCUUGCCACUCUUCAUUUUUUUAAUAUCUUGCUGUCUCUUUUUCUCACCACAUUCCUGCCUUAUCACUUCCUGGUCCCCUGUACGUGCGAGUGUGUGUAUGCAUACCCAUAUUCCAAUACAUCAUCCAUCCAUCCAGACAAUACACUCCCACUUCCUCUAUUCAUCAUCUUUCAUAUCCUCUUUCCAAUCCUCUCCUCUUUUAUUGGCUUUUCAAAGAAAACACAUGUCGUCGGGGCAAUGCCUGUUACAGAUCCACUCUGCUCACACGUCCUGCGGCAGACGAGCUAAAGGCUUUUUUCGGGCACACGCUACAGCGGGGGAGCGCAGCUGAAUGAAUUUUUCAAUAAAGAGAGAGAAAUGACACGAGGAUGGACUGUGGCGUAUGAGUCACAAAGUGCAGCAGGAAAGAGGAUGCAUAGUGUCUGGUGGUGGGGGAGGGGGAUACAUGACACUAAAUUAUAUACGUUACAUACUCUGAAUCAUGUGGGCCCCGAGCAAGAGCGCAAGUCAGCUGAUGCUUAUUUUUACACUCACAUGAACUCUGGAGGAUCUGACAAUUUCGAGACCGUCCCUAAAGCGACGGAGACGACACGGACACGAAAACUCAAGUGUCUCUUUGACUUCUGAUCCAUCCACUCUGUUUCCUUUUCUGGUCACUGAUACAGCCAACCAUGACACCCUCCCUGCCUUUCACCUUCCCAAAUCUGCUCCUGCACCCCCCCAACACUCAUCCUGCCCAACUGUGGCAGGCCAAUAAAAGGUUGUAGGUUCAGACUA